Molecule: messenger RNA, 1946 nt
Organism: Amorphotheca resinae ATCC 22711
Lineage: Eukaryota; Fungi; Ascomycota; Leotiomycetes; Helotiales; Amorphothecaceae
Exons: 2
Coding region: 1-1620 (539 amino acids)
Source: RefSeq, a predicted model, not a curated record
AUGUCUCUUUUAGUCUCUAGGCUUUCGUUGUACUCGCCUUGGCUGUCAUCAGUUGUCAGGAAUAGAAACAGCCUCGCACUGCUCCUCACUCACCUCUCAAAUCAACCCCUCGACUCCUCGAGACAGCCGGAUCGACUAGUCAGCAUCUCGGUCUUCCAGGGCUUCCCACACACAAUGUCUCUGUCAGCUUCGCGUCUACUAGCCUGCCUCACCUGGCUCGUGGCAACCCUAUCGUUGCUAGCUGAGGCUUCUACUCCUGUUGUUGUCAAUGGAAGAUCAUAUGAAGUUGACACGGUCAUCACUCGAGAUGUCUGCGUGAUCGGUGGAGGAGGGUCGGGAACGUAUGCGGCAAUUCGUCUGUCAGACCUGGGGAAGACGGUGGCGGUUGUUGAGCGGAAGAGCCGCCUUGGAGGACACACGGAGACUUACAUUGACCCCGCCACUGGAGCUGCUGUCGACAUUGGCGUGCAACUCUGGCACAACACCACCGUUGUCAGGAACUUUGCCGCGCGGUUGAAUGUAUCCUUGGUCGACAUUUCAUAUUCCCCCACCGCAAUCACGGACUACAUCGAUUUCCGCACUGGGAAGAUAGUUACUGGAUAUAGUCCUGUUGAGCCUUCGGCGGCUGAUUUUGUUGCAUAUGCCGAACAGCUUGCAAAGUACCCUUACUUGGACAAUGGUUUCGAUUUGCCCGAUCCUAUCCCGUCUGACUUACUGUUGCCGUUUGGGGAUUUUGUCAAGAAGUAUUCCCUGCAGAAGAUGGUAGGAGUCAUCUUCGGCUAUGGGCAAGGGAUAGGUGAUUUGCUCUCUCAGCCCACCCUGUAUGUUCUGAAGCUUGUCGGCUUGACUAUCCUCGAAUCUCUCUCAACUGGUUUCCUCACCACCGCCCUGCAUGAUAACAGCUUGAUAUAUGAGCAUGCUACUGCCAUAUUGGGAAAGAAUGUUUUCUUGAACAGCACUAUCUUGGCCGUUGAUCGUGAAAGUCCCGAGGGAGUCAAGGUCCUCAUCAAGGAACCGACAGGGUUGACACUGAUCCGCUCUCAGAAACUCGUCUCCGCAAUUCCUCCUAAAUUGAACAAUCUACGAGGGUGGGACUUGAGCGAGACAGAAAAAGGCCUUUUCGGACAAUUUAGCAACGGAGCAUAUUUCACGGGUUUACUGCGUGAGACGGGCAUUCCGGACAAUGUGUCCAUAACAAAUACCAGAAACGACACGCUGUACAACCUGCCAGUACUUCCUGCCGUUUACACAAUGGGGCAAACAGGCGUACCUGGCUUGGUUUCCGUGUUCUACGGAAGCCCUUCUCCACUGCCAAUUGCGCAAGUUAAGGAGGCCAUUCUCUCAGAUGUGAAGAAACUUCAGAUACCUGGCAAAGGACCAAGCAACCCGGAGUUGGCUGUGUUUUCCGCUCACGUACCAUUUGAGUGCACGGUGCCAGCUAGUGCCAUCAAGGCAGGCUUCUAUAAGAAGCUGAACGGGUUGCAAGGACAGAGACACACCUACUACACUGGAGCAGCUUUUCAGGCACAGGAUUCGUCCCUGCUCUGGCAAUUUACCGAAGCAUUGUUGCCAAAUAUAACUGGGGCAAGCGGGAACCAUUCUCGGAGAGGAUAUGCUUGAUGGUGGGACGAGGUCGGCUGGAAUAUGACUUAUUGGUUGCUCCUGAUGGGAUCACACCUCGGGAAGAUGAUUUGGAGUAAUUACGAUACAUAAUACGAUAAUGGCAGAUACACUUUGAUUACCUACCGAGGCAGACGAAUUACUGCUCCUUGUCCUGGCCUUGCCAGUUAACGCAGUACAGUGUACAAGACAAUAUCAAUAAUAGUGAUUGAGCCAUACUUCAGCCCACUCAUUCAGCUCCUCUGAGUCGAGGCGCUCUGGCUAGGUUCCAGCCCUGAAAUUGAGAACGCAGACAUAAAAUGAGUAGCUUAUCAGCCUGAACAACG